AUGGGAGGUUUCGACAAGGCGAAUUGUGGACCACGGUGCAAGAUAGGUGAUGACAAACAAGUUUUUACACAAAUCGCAACCAAUUUGAACACAAAUUUGCCACAAGUGGUAAUUACUCUUGAUGAAUCUCUGAACAGUAAUAUCCUGUCUGUAUCAACAUCAAGUUUAACAAAUUCUAAUGAUUUAGAAAAAAGCAAUUUCAAACAUCCCAAUGUGUUAAAUGUUUCAGGAAGAAAGUCACUUACUGAAACACACAAUCAAGUUUCAAUCGUCGCAAAUGAUGUUGCACUCAACGCAACAGGUCAGACUUCAGAUCCAAAAGAUGUUAUUUUUUCCGAUGAAAUGUAUAUUAGUGAAGGAAAAAUGGUUUUAACUGAAAGUAGAGGACAGAUGGAUAAUCUGUAUCUUGAUGAUUUGGUACCCAAUAUAACAGGUCACACAUCAGAUCCAAAAGAUGAUGUUAUUUCCCAAGAAGAAUCAGAUUUUAAUAAAGGCAAUGAAAGUUUUCAUCAUUUUGAAGUAUACGAGGAUGAUAAUGCAACAGAUGACCAAUAUGUUGAUCAUAAUCCAGGAAGAAAGACACUUACUGAAACCGACUGUCAGAUACACAAUCAAGUUUCAACUAUCGCAAAUAAUGUUGCAUUCAACGCAACAGGUCAGACUUCACAUCCAAAAGAUGUUUUUUCCGAUGAAACGUAUAUUAGUGAAGAUGAUAUAAAUGACAAUAGUGAAGCAGUAACAAGUAAUUCUAAGGAAGGAGAAGAUGAAGUUGAGCAAUUAUCGGAUGAACAACCUCAAUCUCAAACUAAUAAAAAUAAAAAGAUGCGAAACGAAACACAUAAAUUGAGAUCUGGAAAAUUGCUAAGUAAAUGUAAGUAUAAAUUAAAAAAAAAGAAUUUUUAUUAUUACUACCGAUGUAUGUAUCACAAAAAUAAAGCAAAUACGUAAAUUCUUCUU
Messenger RNA from Nasonia vitripennis (jewel wasp), 957 nucleotides. RefSeq lists its product as uncharacterized. The record is from RefSeq and is a predicted model, not a curated record. The coding region runs from base 1 to 948 and encodes 315 amino acids. NCBI's taxonomy places the organism in Eukaryota, Metazoa, Arthropoda, Insecta, Hymenoptera, Pteromalidae. The transcript has 7 exons.